CGGCGCCCGGCGCAGGAGUUGCUCGCAAGCCAAACACCACCUCGCAAAACCCUAUCUCGGCAGCGCCAGGAGUCCGCGCGUAGCCAUCCGCGGUUUCGCAGCGCGAGGAACUGCUGUGGGAUGGGCGGCGAGGCCGCCCCUGCGGCGGCCGACGCGCUGCGCGCGCUGUUGGAGGAGGAGGACGAGGAUCUCACCGGCUUUGCGGAGGAUGCGGCGGUGCAGGAGGCCCUGUCGUGCGGCCGCGACCUGCGGGAGCACGCCGAGGAGGUGGAGAGCUCGCUGCGCGCGGUGGAGAGGGAGUCGAUCGCCGACUACAUCAAGGAGAGCGAGUCGCUCGCCGGGCUGCACACCCAGAUCCGCGAGUGCGACGGCGUGCUCGACACGAUGGAGUCGAUGCUGCGCGGCUUCCAGUCGGACCUGGCGUCCAUCUCGGCGCAGAUCAAGUACCUGCAGGACGAGAGCCUCUCGAUGAACGUCCGGCUGCGCAACCGCAAGGCGGCCGAGACACAACUCUCGUCCUUCAUCACGCAGAUCGUCGUGCCGCCGGAGCUGAUCUCGCAGAUCUGCGAGGCCGAGGUGGACGCGUCCUACCUGGGCUACGUGCAGCAGCUCGACGCCAAGGUCUCCUUCGCCAAGCUCGAGAGCACCGCCAUGACUUCCGCCUGCGCCGACAUCGCGCCCGAGCUCGAGAAGCUCCGCCUCAAGUCGGUGCAGCGCAUACGCGACUUUCUGCUCGAGCGAGUCGGGCGGCUGAAGCGGCGGAUGACAAACACGCAGAUCCUGCAGAACUCGGUGCUGCUCAAGUACAAGGGGCUGUACGCCUUCCUCCAGAGCCACGCCCCCGACGUCAAGACGGUCUUCGUGGAGGAGCAGCUCCUCGCCGACAACGGCAAGAUGAUCAGCUUCGUCAAGCAGGCCGAGCCCCUGCUCGUGCCCGGCGCGCCGCCCGAGGACGCGGCCAAGGUGGACAAGGGGGCGAUGGAGCACCUCACGCGCGAGUUUUACGACAAGUGGAAGGCGGGCAUCGAGGCGAUCCACCGCGACGUGGUCCAGUCCUUCUCCAACUUCAAGCUCGGGAUGGACAUCCUCAAGCAAGUGCUCACCCAGCUCCUGCUCUACUACACGCGCUUCCUCGACCUCGUCAAGCAAGCCUUCCCGCACGGGCCGCCCUUCGCGCAGUACAUCCUCUCCAUCCCCACGCUGAUGAACGAGAUCAAGCACUUCUCGAGAAAUUUCUAGCGCCCAGCCGCCCGCCGGUGGGGGAGAGGCCUCUGAGCUGCAGAGGACUGGCGCUCUCUGUGUCGAGUCGACGCCUUUAGUCGUGACGUCGUCCUUGAAACCCCUAUUGUCGCGCAUCGCGCGCGCUGUCGCAUGUGAUGUCUCGUGUAUUACUGUGUCUCCAGACUCCACCGCGC
Molecule: messenger RNA, 1415 nt
Organism: Emiliania huxleyi CCMP1516
Lineage: Eukaryota; Haptophyta; Isochrysidales; Noelaerhabdaceae
Product: vacuolar protein sorting 52
Exons: 2
Coding region: 121-1239 (372 amino acids)
Biological process (GO): Golgi to vacuole transport; endocytic recycling; retrograde transport, endosome to Golgi
Cellular component (GO): GARP complex
Molecular function (GO): syntaxin binding
Source: RefSeq, a predicted model, not a curated record